Molecule: messenger RNA, 4118 nt
Organism: Anolis carolinensis (green anole)
Lineage: Eukaryota; Metazoa; Chordata; Lepidosauria; Squamata; Anolidae
Gene: c1h1orf198
Product: chromosome 1 C1orf198 homolog
Exons: 4
Coding region: 88-1089 (333 amino acids)
Source: RefSeq, a predicted model, not a curated record
GCCAGGCGAGGAGGGGGUGGAGCCUGUCGGCGGCGGCGGCGUCCCUGCUGCUCCUGCUCCUGCCGCCUGUUGUUUUGCGCCGGGGCGAUGGCUUCGAUGGCGGCGGCGAUCGCGGCGUCUCGGACGGCGUCCCUGUCGGGGAACCGCCCGCUGGACGAGCGGGAGCGGAAGCGCUUCAGCUACUUCUCCUCGCUGAGCCCGAUGGCGCGGAAGAUCAUGGCGGAGAAGGCGCGCAUCCGGGAGCGCUACGGGCCCGACUGGGAGCGCCUCCCGCCGCGCCGCCAGGACGAGAUCAUCGACGCCAGCCUCGUCCAGCCGCACGUCCAGGCCCGCUACGCCGCCCACCGCGGGGGCCCCAGGCAGGCCCAGGCCCAGGCGCAGCUCCUGCCCAGCCUCCGCAUCAACACCGGCCAGAAGGUGGUGCACUUCGGCGAGGAGGAUAUCACCUGGCAAGAUGAGCAUUCAGCUCCUUUCUCAUGGGAAACUAAAAGUCAGAUGGAAUUCAGCAUUGCUUCUCUAUCCAUACAAGAACCGAAUGGAGUGACAGCACAGAAUGAACAGAAACAACCUGUCAAAGCUGCUCCAGCUCCUCCGCCCCCCAAGUCCUCACAAGUUGGCAAAAUGCCUGGCCCAGAUGGGCUUAUACUACCCAGGAAAGAGGAGGAAGCUUCAUUCUGGAAGAUAAAUGCAGAGCGCUCCAAGUGUGAGGGUGAACAGUCUCAGUUCUAUUCUCUUACCCCAAGCCAGAUCAAAUCCAUGGAGAAAGGCGAGAAGGUCCUUCAGCCCUACUACAGGCAAGAAUCUGGUACAAAAGAGGCAACUAAAAUAGAGAAGCUGAGUGCUGCUAAGCCUGAGAAGGAGGUCACCCCAGUUCUUGCCACAACAUCAAUAGAAUGGGAAAAAAAUCAGCCUUCUCCACCUUCGGUUAAUGCCCUUAAUCCUCCUGAAUCAUUAGAAGAGUCACCAGUGACUGGGACCAAAAGCGAAGACAGUGAUAGUGGCUUUCUUUCAGAUCUGCAUACGCUUGGUCAGAGCAAUUCAAGUAAUGUUAUCUUGAAGACGGGAUUUGAUUUUCUGGACAACUGGUAAAGAGACACUGAAGUAGCAUCUGCUCACUUUUGGAGAAAGAAGAAGAGCAUCUUUUCUGUUUCUGUUCUCUCGUUGUUUUGUUCUUGGCUUUAAAUCUUUCUUUUUUAAAAUAGUAUUUUUUUUCCAGCUCUUUUUAAAUGUUGCCUUUGUACUAACACUUUUUUGUAAAACCAGAUGGUAUUUGUAUUUUGGAAUGGUGAAGUGUUAGAAGUGUUUUUAAUUAUUAUUAUUAUUUUAUUAUUAUUACUCUAUUCAAUGACUAGCCAUGAUGAGGAUGGCCUGGAUGUAUUUCUAUAUUGUUAUAUGUCUAUUAACUGCAAGGUUGAGAAAUUGAUCAGAGAGAGAGAGAGAGAGAGAGUCUGAAGAUGCCUUAAAGGGGCACACAGUUUUGUUCUGCACACUCAUGGGAAAUGCUAACAAAGUGCAAUGAAGAGAAGAACCAUUAAUAUUGGUGGGGUGGGGAAUUAGAUUUAUUAAAGCACAAUGCUUAAAUACCAAAAUAUAUCAUGUUUAUUUAAAAUAAAUUAAGGCAUGUUUUAGUUUGACCUGGCUUAUUUCUGUUGCUGCUUACUGGUUUGCAAAACAGAACUGAGCAGAGUUACCUGAUACUGUAUUAAGAAAUAAUUUUGGUAUAAACAUGGCAUAACUAAGGGGGAAAUGUUUAAAAUAGGCAUGCAUGUAUUUGGGACAAUAAUUUGCCAGAAAUAAAGCAAUGGACAGCAAAAGAAUCCAGAUAUGAAAUAUUAAAAUAUAACAAAAUAAAAUAUAUAGAACAAAGAAGCUCCUUUCUUUGUAUAGAUUUGUAAGACCACUGCAAAACAAAACCUUGUGAUGGGGAAUGUAAUCUUAGAGGGCAACCGAUAGUGUUGGUGCUUGUUGGCAUUCCUGUAAAAGUGCCAUUAGAGAAGUGUACCAUAUAAUCUCUAAGGGAGUGGAUUUUUUUCCUCUUCUCCCUUUCAAGAAUAUAUAUUGUCAUCCACCAUAUUGCAAAGCAUCAUGAGAUGGUUUGUUUAUUGUUUUUAAAUUUUAAAAAUGGCAUCUUUUAAAGAAAUGAGUAAUUUCUGGUGCUAUUUCUAGGAGCAGAACUCCAGCUUGUCACAUGCGCCUUGGUGUGCUGUUUUUGUUCUUGAUGUUACAUAUAGGGAGCUCUUUACAUGAGAGGGGAACAUGCAAAAAUGGUGCCUCCCAGCUGUAGCUUGAAAAAAAAACUACCAACCUACCACUCAGGUUUCUACCACCUUCUUUCUGCUGUAUUGUAAGCCAGGCUUCGUUCUUGUCUAAUGUUUAAGAUGUAUACAAGUAGAACAGCUAUGUCAGUUGAAAGUGUAUCUUGAAAAGCGCCCUGUAGCCUUCCAUCCUGACUCAAUCUCCCACACCUUCACGCCUUAAUUUCCCUUUGCGCACAAAUGUUAUUCUCUCCUAUCCAAUGCCAAAGGUGACUAUCCUUCUGAAUUUUUAAUCUUCAGAAUGGAGUUUCCAGUGCAGUGAUCGGCUGUAGUGGCUCCUUGUGCAUGGUGAUUUUUGAUGCCACGUGGAGAUCUUCCAAUGUUUGCAUUGAGGUGCAGAUGUCAACAUAUGUUUGUAGAAUGAUGAUGGGAGCUGGGAAGGUACUUGGUUGAGGAAUGGUGCUGUAUGUCCAAAAGCAAAGCACUUUCUCUUCCUAAAGUUAAUUACAGUAUAGUCUCACUUAUCCAACAUAAACGGGCCGGCAGAACGUUGGAUAAGCGAAUAUGUUGGAUAAUAAGGAGAGAUUAAGAAAAAGCCUAUUAAACAUCAAAAUAGGUUAUGAUUUUACAAAUUAAGCACCAAAACAUCAUGUUAUACAACAAAUUUGACAGAAAAAGUAGUUCAAUAACCAGUAAUGUUAUGUUGUAAUUACUGUAUUUACAAAAUUAGCACCAAAAUAUCACAUUAUAUUGAAAACAUUGACUACAAAAAUGUGUUGGAUAAUCCAGAACGUUGGAUAAGCGAGUGUUGGAUAAGUGAGAAUCUACUGUACUGGUAGUCUCCACAAUAACUAUGAUGAGAUACGGCCAUAGUAAUCUUAAAAGGUUUCCAUUCCCUUGACCGUUGACUAGUGCAACCAAAUCCUGAAAAUUCGGGUUACACCUGCAUAAAUUUGGUGUUGUUCUUUCUCAUUUCAGUCCACUUGCUAAUCAAACUGCUGCUCCUUUUAUUGUAUUUUGUAGCCAAGCAAUAUAUAGUAUGUUCCUCAAGUAUCCCCAGUGAAUUAAGAGUCAACUUCUUUAUUCCUUCUGUUUUAACAGAAGAUAAAGUGUGUGGGCAAUACAGUAGUGAACAAAUGCAGUUUUCAAGGCUGAAUCACAUUUUAAUAGGUUGUCUUUCUCACUCAUGUGCGCACUAAAGUGAUUGUAGUACAAGGGAAGGGUGGGAUUUGUGUGCCUCUCCAACCUUUCAUGGCUAUGGUAGACCCUUAGUUUGGAACAAAAGCCCCAUGUGGCAUGUUUGAAGAUGGAGCUUGCUCUCACAGUGGAAUGGAUCAAAACCUAGAACGCAUCUACAUUGUAGAAAGAAAGCAGUUUGACACCACUUGAACUGCCAUGUUUCAGUGCAUUGGGAUCCUGAGAAUUAUAGUUUGGUGAGGCACCAGCACUCUUUAGCAGAGAACACUUAAGACCCUGCAAAACUACGGCUUUCAGGAUUUCAAAGCAUUGAUCCACGGCAAGUCAAGUACAGUCAAACUGGACCAAUUCUACAGUGUAGAUGCACUUUUAAUCAUACUUAGUGUAAACAUCUUGAAAUCAAUUGAACUUAAGUCCAGAUGUAAAUCUUCAUCUUGUUAUUGGAUGCAGCAUCAAACAAUAUCUAAACUUUUUCUCUCUCUUGUAUUUUCUCAAUACAAGUUUUGUGUAUUUUUUGCAAACUAUUCUCUUCAUCUAACUUUUGUGAAACAAAUACUGUUUUGCGAAUAACACCAUGUUUUUUCUUCAAAAAUGAUUUUGUGCAAUCAAAUGUUUGUAGUCGUAAAGCGCCUCACAAUACUUGUCUAAUAAAAAGGUGUCUCAUUG